AUGCCUCUUGACGCAGAUUUCGAAUUCCUCCCUUUGGGAGCCAUCAUCCAAAGCUUCCUCGUCCCCACAAAAGACAAAUCGGUGAAUAUUGUCCAGUCAUUUCCAACCGCAGAGCUAUAUCAAAAAUACAAUCAGCCAUUUUUUGGUGAAACGAUCGGAAGAGUCGCGAAUCGUAUCGCGAAUGCGAAAAUCAAUUCUUUGAAUGGAAAAUCUUACACUCUUGCGCAGAAUAAUGGGGUGAAUGCUUUACAUGGUGGUGUAAAGGGAUGGGGUAAACGUGUUUGGGAAGGCCCGAAGUUGGUGGGUUUGAGAAAAAUUCCGGGAGUAGAGGGAUUGGAGGGGGGUGAGAGUGUGCAGUUUACGUUGAGGGAUGAGGAUGGUGAGGAGGGUUAUCCGGGAACGUUGGAUGUUAGUGUGGUUUAUACCACUGGAAAACAAAAGGUCGAUGGUAAGGAAGUCAGAGUGUUGGGUAUGGAAUAUGAGGUCAAGCUGGUGGAUGAUGGAAAGGGAGUUGAAGAGACAGUUGUCAAUGUCACCAAUCAUUCGUAUUUCAACCUCACUGGCAAAUCGACAAUCGAAGGUACACAAGUCACAUUAUGUACCAACGACUACCUACCAGUCGACGAUGGAGGUAUUCCUACCUCUGGACCAAAGCCAUAUGACAGUAUUACACCUAACAAGGAAUUUACGUUGGGACCCGAGGAACCAAAUGUUGAUGAUUGUUUCAUCGUGGAUGCAAAAUCCGAAUCUACUCCCCUCGAUACACGAUCUUCGCCUCUCACUACAUUAGUCAAAGCUUCUCACCCAGAAACUGGUAUCCAUCUGGAAGUUUUGAGUACCGAGCCCGCAUUCCAAUUCUAUACUGGAAAAUACAUCGACGUACCAGCAGUUGAGGGACUUGAGGCUAGAGGAGCAAGAAGUGGAUUCUGUGUCGAGCCAAGUCGAUAUGUCAAUGCAAUUAAUGAGGAAAAGUGGAGAGGACAAGUAUUGCUCAAGAAGGGACAAGUUUAUGGAAGUCGGGUUGUUUAUAAGGGGUGGUCUGAAGUUUGA
Messenger RNA from Botrytis byssoidea, 1050 nucleotides. RefSeq lists its product as uncharacterized. Lineage: Eukaryota; Fungi; Ascomycota; Leotiomycetes; Helotiales; Sclerotiniaceae. Gene Ontology annotation, biological process: glucose metabolic process; beta-D-galactose catabolic process via UDP-galactose, Leloir pathway. The transcript has 2 exons. Gene Ontology annotation, molecular function: carbohydrate binding; aldose 1-epimerase activity. The record is from RefSeq and is a predicted model, not a curated record. Bases 1 to 1050 code for a protein of 349 amino acids.